AUGUACCAGGGAUUUCAGCACAUCAACAAAGGUCUUAGAGCCUGCGUAAGCAAGCUCCGGUCCCCUUCCUUCUGGCGGGGCUCCAGUCAGAGGCAGUACGGAGUAGUUGGUUCUGGUCGCUAUCCCACUUCGAAACUCGUGGGGACAUCAAGUAAAGAAGAAGCCGGGGCCCAGGCUCGGCGCGUUGUGGGACCGACGCGUCUCUCUCAAAAGUCUCCAGGCCGAUAUUGCCGCGGAUGCAAAAGUGGCCUCAGACCGAAAGGAAAAUCCCGCAUCCGUGGAUGGUUGCUUGAGUGGAGUGCCGACGAGUCGUUGAACGUUCCCCAUCGUCGGUGGCCUCGGCAACCCGCCAAGGUUCAGGCGCAGUGGCGUGGCGGAAAAAAAAAAUCUGUAUAG
Ustilaginoidea virens is the source of this 396-nucleotide messenger RNA. RefSeq lists its product as uncharacterized. The transcript has 2 exons. The record is from RefSeq and is a predicted model, not a curated record. Bases 1 to 396 code for a protein of 131 amino acids. NCBI's taxonomy places the organism in Eukaryota, Fungi, Ascomycota, Sordariomycetes, Hypocreales, Clavicipitaceae.